CAAUUUCUGUGCAGCACGUGCGGCAUCAGCUUUCCACGUCAGCACGACAGACGAGAGCACAUGCGCGCAGACUGGCACGUCUACAACCUCAAGCGCAAAGUCGCAGAGCUUCCUCCCAUCUCUUCGCGAGUAUACGACAGCGUCGUGCAGCCCGCGGAGGUGCAUUCAACUGCUCCGGAAUGCACGCCGUCUGAUCACGAACAUGAGGAUAGCAGCAAUGAAGGCGAUCUUGAGCAAGACGAGAUGGCAGCGACCACUGACUGCCUUUUCUGCUUGACAGCCUCGAGCUCAAUGAAAGACAAUCUGGACCACAUGUCUGCCUGCCAUGCAUUUACCAUCCCGCACUUGCAACAUCUCGAAACUGAUCUGGGAACUUUCCUAGCAUAUUUGGCCUUGGUCAUCUGUCAUUUCCAUGCAUGCCUCUACUGCGGUCAGGAGAAGCAUUCUGCCGAAGCUGUGAGAAGGCAUAUGCUUACCAAAGGACACUGCAUGCUGAACCUGUCGCCCGACUCGGAUUUCUUGGACUUCUGGAAUUCUGGAGAUGACGAGAACCUGGGCACAUCCCAAAGAUUAUCUGAUCAAGAGCUUCGCUUACAGUCUGGCGCUAUGGUCUUCAGCAAGCAUGCGAAACAAAAUAGGAUUCGGCCUGGUCGACGAAGCCUUCUAGAAAACAGUAGUCGGCGCAGAGCAGAUCGCCAGGUGCCCAGCAGUUCAUUUCGAGCACUCGCCCAGCGAGACCAGAUGGGUGUCAUUGGCUUGUCUGAUUCGCAGAUACGCACUCUGAUCAGCGCAGAAAGAACGGCCAUGUCGGCCGAGUUUCGAUCUCGGGACAAGGCGCAAUGGACACGAGACAGGUUAGGAAACAAGACGAAACAGAAGUAUUUCAAG
Molecule: messenger RNA, 888 nt
Organism: Pseudocercospora fijiensis CIRAD86
Lineage: Eukaryota; Fungi; Ascomycota; Dothideomycetes; Mycosphaerellales; Mycosphaerellaceae
Exons: 2
Biological process (GO): ribosomal large subunit biogenesis
Cellular component (GO): preribosome, large subunit precursor
Source: RefSeq, a predicted model, not a curated record